Molecule: messenger RNA, 4023 nt
Organism: Aspergillus mulundensis
Lineage: Eukaryota; Fungi; Ascomycota; Eurotiomycetes; Eurotiales; Aspergillaceae
Exons: 1
Coding region: 1-4023 (1340 amino acids)
Source: RefSeq, a predicted model, not a curated record
AUGCCACUCGCUCUAAACUCAAGCUCAGGCUCGAGCUCCGGUCCAGAAAGGCCACGGGCCCAACUUACAAUCCCCACAGUCCCCAAGUUUCCGCUGUCGUCGCCCAUCACAGAUGAGAUUGCCAGUCCGGCGGGCACGUCCGAGGAGUCCUUUGAAGAGGACCGGGACACGGAGCGCAACCCGCCGUACGAAGUUCUGUCCAAAGUGCAGAGCAGGAAUCCGUUUGUGUCGAAUGCUAGUAACGUGGCGCCGGCGGAUCGGAUCAGGGAGUUUGAACAGAGUGUUACGGGCCAUGUACAUACUGUUUCUCCGGAGAGAGACAGGGAGAGGGAGAGACCGGUUGGAUUGAACUUGGAAAUUCCGGGGUCUGCCCGCGCGCCGCAACCACAGCCGCGAAAAGAUACGACCGGGGCGUUUGUGGAUUUGAAUGACCUCAAGAUUCUCUCGCAGGCGAGAGAGGAGGAACGGGCGGCGCGGAAGGUCAAGGGGAUAUUGAAGAAGGACGACGGCAAGAAGGAGAAGGGGGAUACGAGGGGAUUUCAGCGGCUACAAGAUGACCCUUCGGAUUCGGGGUUUGGGCAUCAUGGAAAAAGAGCGUCGCUGCUCGAUGCCAUGUCUCGGGUCUCUAGGAAGAAAGUCAGAGACGACGGUAUUUCGCCAACAGACCGGCCGAUCAUGAUUGGAUUCUCGGUGCCAUAUGACUCGCCCGAGCUUCAAGACGUGAAAGAGAAAGAGAUUGACAGUGCAGGAACACAACAUACUCCGCUUACGCCUUCGAUUAUAGUCACCCCGGCCAAGGAGGACAGUUUCUGGAAUCAUCUGCGGCCGCAGAAUGCGAACUCGCACGCGCGCCCAAGAGCAGCGUCUAGCGUUUACUCGCAGCCUUCGCCGCAUCUAGGGCUCGAUGAUGCACCGCCUGUACCUGCGCUUCCAGCGUUCUACUCCACGGGCAACGAUACAGCGACUGCAGGGGUGUCUAGCUCUGUUCGAAAACGCCGCUCGAUGUCUACUGGUGCAGUCGACGAGAAAAGCGAGGAACAACCACGUGGACGGCCUCGAUCUCAAUCGAAUGAGAAGGCUCCCCGACUGUCUGACCGGCUGACCAUCAACACAUCGCUGAACGCGCGAGCUUCUCAGGGAUGGUGGAACUAUCUUCUUUCGCCGCUAUUGAGCGCCAGCUCGCUUCUGAGUCCGAAGACUCCGACGACAGUCAAGACACGGCCACCUUUACCGCCCAUAUCAACUGGAACAAGCUCAACAGGCUUGUCGGACGAAUGGUGGGACGAAAAGGAGAAGUGGGAGGAGAAAGAGAAGGAGAAGGAAAAAGAGAUAGAGAGGUCGUAUUUCUCACCUGAUACCCCUGAGGCAACGCGUCGGGUAUCUAGCUGGCAGAACAUGAACGGCAACCCUUUUGCCGACUUUGACUGGAGUAUAGAUGAGCAGCAACGGUUUCAAAAUCAUGAUCAGAGCCCUGAAGGACAGGAACGAGUAGCGUCGAUGAUGUUUGCUGGCCAGACAAUCGAGGGUUCCGCGGCGGAAUACUACCAGGCUUGUGCGUAUGAGGUGUUCAGCACAACUCCGUACUUCGAGUGCAUUAAUCACGUCUGUUCGAUCACACCGAAGGAUAAGAUCGCAGUCGUUGGUGCGGAUGACCAAGAUCAGCAUCAUGACACGCAGGGAGCAAGAGGCCUUUUGAUUGAUGUGGAUGAUAUGCCUCGUUCUCAUAAUCUGGAGUCGCCGGGAUCUGGGAUCACGUCUAUCAAUUCGAGUCCGUCAGAUGAUGCAAGUAGACUGUCUAAGGAACUGGGAGGAGGAUCACGAGUGCCUCCAAGUGAGGGCGCACUCGGAACUCCAAAGAUCAACUCUCCUACACAUACAAGACACCCAGGCUCGCCGGUGCCUACUAAUCCUUUUGGACAACCUCGAGGGUUUUCACCACCACCAACGCAACCUCCUCAUCAGCCAGAGCCGUCAUCAACAAAUCCAUUCGAGCAACCAAGAGGAUUCACACCACCACCGCCGCAACCAACUUUCCAACCUCCUCUGCCUGCAAAUAUCCAUAUAGAAACCGCCGCCGCUCCACCCCCGGCUAAUAUCCAUAUAGAAGCGCCGCCAGCUCAGCCUACUCCGAACAUUCAUUAUGGAGCUCCUGCACCUGCACCCGUCACUUACGACGUCCCGGGGCCCUAUGAAACGUCUAGGGCUCCCAAUCCUUUUGAGCCCGCCCCCCAACCUCCCGUGCUUGCUUCUAUGCCAGAGCCUGCUCCAGCGCCAACGCCAGCACCUCGCUCAAUCAACCGCACCGCUCCCCCUCCCAUCUCCAUGCCUUCUCCCGAUCAAAUGCCUCCGCCAAGCUACGGCGCACAAGCACACUCGCCCUACCCCCGCUCCCCAGAAAGCCUCCAGGAGUCUACAGCAAGAGGCGCCGUCCGCCUCUCACACUUGUCCAUGCCACCAGGCCCAGCCCCCGCCUACACUCCUCACGACAAUGCCGCCCUCCCACCACGCGCCGUCCCCAUAACGCGUGACAUCCUGUCCCAUCCCGUCUCAGAGCGCGACCGAAUCGAAUCUCGCCGGCAGCGCUACGAGCGCGAAGACGCCCUAGCCCACAAAGCCGGCGGCUUCUGGCGCGGCCGCGGCCCCUUCAGCGCCAAAGGCUGUUUCGGGCGAGGCGGACGCGAAGGCCGACUCCGCCGCCGCUGGUACGCCAUAAUCUGCCUGUUCUUCCUGGUCAUCGUAAUCGUCGCAAUCCUCCUCGCGAUCUUCCUGACCAGAAAGGGCGACAAUACACCCGUGCAAUCGGCCUGGCUGAAUCUGACGGGGUAUCCGCCCAUGCCGACGGGGAUAUCAACUAUCGCGGGACCAGAGAAUACAGUGCAGGACUCUGGGUGCAUUACGCCGAGCUCGAUGUGGAGCUGUGCAUUGCCGAAGGACCAGCAUGAGGCGAAUGAGCCGUAUGCGGCUAAUCAGCCGAAUUUUCGUGUUGAAAUCCGCUUCCAGAAUGGGAGUUAUGAGCAUAGUACGGUGCCGAUUACGAAGCGCUCGAUGCUCGAUAAGAGGAGCGCGUAUCAACUGUUCAACCCUAAACCGGAUCCACCGAGUACAGACGAAAUGGCAUUCCUGGGCCAGUACACGGAUAAUACGUCUACUCCGUACGCAGGCGAGGAAACGCCAUUCUACAUCACCGUCCUCUCAGCGGAAUACCUCUCCUCCUCAAAAUCCUCCUCGACCAACCACACCAAACGCGACAAGUCCAACUCCACCUCCUCAUCCAACAACUCAACAUCCUCCUUCCCCGACGUAACAGACCUAGUCCCCUCCCCCGCAAAGGACUCAUCCGGCACCGCGGCAGCCGCAACUCUCUACCCCCUCCCCUCCUCCCAACCAAUCCGCCUCUUCAACCGCGGCAAGAAAGACGAGCACUACGGCUUCUACAGCUACUUCGACAAGUCCAUUUUCCUGGCAUCCCGAACAGCACUCACGGGCGUUGUAGCGAGCAACAAAAACGACGGCAACGGCGGGUCCACAAAGAACGAGGCGAACGUCCGCUGCACAUGGGCGCAGACGCGCUUCCUCGUGCAGAUCUGGACGAAGGGCGACGCACUGGGCCGGAACCUCAUGGCGCGCUCGGCGAAUGGUACCACCAAUUCGACUUCAACCUCAACGUCAGAAAGCAAAGCCGCCUCCUCAGCAACGGACUUCACGCGCCCCGGCUCGUUCCCAUACCCGAUCACCAUAACGCUCGACCGGCACGGCGGCGACGCCGAGAAAAAGAACCUGUAUUGCUAUGGUCUGGUCGAUGGGGCGCGGUAUAACGCGUCGGCCGUGAAGCUGCAGAUGGAGAACCGGGCGUGGAAUGGGGCGAUUGUGAAUCGGGCGCCGGGGAUCUUUAAUAUGGGGUCGGCGAAUUCUACGACUGACGACGACGAUGGGGAUAAGGGUAAGGAUAAGGAUUACGGCGGGUAUGAUGGGGGCGUGGGCGGGUGUAGGUGUCAGUGGGUUAAUUGGGUUGGGGCGCUUUGA